Messenger RNA from Echinops telfairi (small Madagascar hedgehog), 1489 nucleotides. It is a transcript of the gene LIPI, whose product is annotated as lipase I. Lineage: Eukaryota; Metazoa; Chordata; Mammalia; Afrosoricida; Tenrecidae. Gene Ontology annotation, biological process: lipid metabolic process. Gene Ontology annotation, molecular function: lipase activity; carboxylic ester hydrolase activity. The transcript has 10 exons. The record is from RefSeq and is a predicted model, not a curated record. The coding region runs from base 48 to 1418 and encodes 456 amino acids.
AAUACUUUUUUUGUGUGAGACCAACUGAUUUUUAAAACUUGUAUCAAAUGAGAUUAUACAUUUUUCUCUGUUUGAUGUGCUGGACAAACUAUGAGACUAAGAGACCAUGUCUUGAAUUCACUCAGUUAAGUGUAAAAGAUUCCCUCAAAGAUUUGUUUAUCUCAAGAAUGGAGAUUAUUUUGAUGAUGUACACAAGACGCAACAUAAACUGUGCAGAACCACUCUUUGAGCAAAAUAACUCACUUAACACACUUUUCAACACAAAAAAGAAAACGGUCUGGCUUAUCCAUGGAUAUAGACCAACGGGCUCUGCUCCAUCGUGGAUGCCAAACUUUCUAAGGCUUUUGUUGAAUAAAGAAGAUAUAAAUAUAAUUGUAGUCGACUGGAACCGCGGUGCCACGACUUUAAUUUACAAUAGAGCAGUUAAAAACACUCGAAAAGUUGCUCUAAGUUUGAGUGAGUAUAUUCACAAACUUUUGAACCAUGGGGCAUCUCUUGAUAAUUUUCACUUCAUAGGUAUGAGCUUAGGAGCUCAUAUUAGUGGAUUUGUUGGAAAGAUAUUUCAAGGUCGACUUGGAAGAAUAACAGGUCUUGACCCGGCUGGACCAAAAUUCUCUGGCAAACCCUCGUACAGCAGAUUAGAUUACACUGACGCAGAGUUUGUGGAUGUCAUUCAUUCUGACGCCAAUGGAUUAGGCAUUAGAGAGCCCUCAGGGCAUAUUGAUUUUUAUCCUAAUGGAGGAAAAAAACAACCUGGUUGUCCUACAUCAAUUUUUUCAGGGAUUGAAUUUUUAAAAUGCGACCACCAGAGGGCAGUUUACUUAUUCAUGGCAUCUUUGGAAACACACUGCAAUUUCAUUUCAUUCCCUUGUCCUUCAUACAAAGAUUACGAGGCUGGUUUAUGUGUGAACUGUGAUGACUUUAAGAAACUUUCAUGUCCUUUACUAGGUUAUCAUGCUGAUCAGUGGAAAAGUAUAUUAAAAGAAAGAAUAGAAAGAAAAUCUAUGAGGACCAAUAUGUAUUUGGAUACUUCUGGUGCAAAUCCUUUCUGCACCUACUAUUUCAUUCUUAAUAUACUUGUUCUGAAUAAAACAAUGCGGAAUGGCUAUUUUACAUUUAAAUUAUUAAAUGAGUUUGGGAUUUUUGAAGAACCAAGGCUUUAUGAGAAGAGUGAAUCGUCUUAUCAAGUUCAACAAGUCAAUAUUCUUGCUCAGUUUUAUAACGAUGUGGCAAAUAUUUCAAGCAUUAGUUUGACAUAUUUCCAGAGCUCAAAUCUGCAGUGUCCCACAUGCAAAUACAAGAUCCAGAGUCUUAUGUUAAGAUCACUUACAUAUCCGGAAAGACCACCACUUUGCAUGUAUAAUAUUGUACUUAAGGAAAGUGAGGAAGUAUUAAUCAAUCCAAGUGUUUGCAUAUAAAAGGAAACAUAAUUAAAAUGUUUUUCUCAUAAAAUGUAAUAACUGGAUUUGCUUGAAAAUGAAAUAAUUUG